Molecule: messenger RNA, 2877 nt
Organism: Suillus clintonianus
Lineage: Eukaryota; Fungi; Basidiomycota; Agaricomycetes; Boletales; Suillaceae
Exons: 4
Coding region: 1-2877 (958 amino acids)
Source: RefSeq, a predicted model, not a curated record
AUGGCGAGAGCUCAUCCUGGCUCGUCCAUUAUCUUAUGUCUUCUCCUUUGCUCGUCCCUCUUUUUCCAGGUUUCGGCUCAGUCUACAAACCUCACAACUGCGAGCGGCGGUACACCUUCUCCUACCGUCUCUGCAAACCUUACAACGUUUUUGACGACUAGCUCCUACACGUUGACAACCGUCAGUCACUCAGGAAACAUUGCAACCACUAUCACCACCGUAUUACCUACAGUAUACAAUGCCACGAGCACUAUUCAUGCCAAUACAUCCACACCAACGUCCUCCGCCUCACCUACCCCAACUCCCAUCGUCCUAGCUACUAGAAUCACCCCGGCUUUCGGUGUCUUGGGAGCGAUCCUCAUCAUAACCGGACUACCAAGUGCGUUCUGGGGCCACAAGAAUAGAUGGACAUCCUUCUUCCUCAUUGGUUUCUACACCCUUUCAUUGGUCUGCUUCGUCCUUAUCGUCAAGUUUGGCAUUCUUCCCGCGAUCAACCCACCGAACAACACACUUCAGGGCAUGUUCGUUUUGGCCUCUGCCGUUGCUGGCAUAAUGGGCGGCGCGUUCACAAUAUUCUUCUGGAAGGCCACUAAAUACUUCAUUGGCGCAUGGGGUGGUUUCGCAUUCGGACUGUGGAUACAAUGCUUUAGAAAUGGCGGUCUUAUUACCCCUGUUGGGAUGAGAUGGAUUCUGUAUAUAGCGUGCAGCGUGGUCGCAUUUGUCCUUUGUACGAUACCCAGGAUACAUUGGCAUAUGCUUCUGGUGGCAACUGCCUUCGUUGGCUCGUCCGCCUUUAUACUCGGUGUGGAUUGCUACACGACAGCUGGCUUAAAAGAGUUCUACGUCUGGAAUCUAGGUUUCACUACUCUGUUCCCCAAGUAUGUUAAUAACGGCAUUGCGUUCCCGGUGACCCAAACAAUGGAAAUCGAACUUGGUCUCAUUGGAGCGAUCACUUUGAUGGGUGGAGCCGUUCAGCUCCGCAUCCUCCGUGUCUUGCAGCGCAAACUCAAGGAAAUUGCUGAAGAAGAAAAGAAGCGGGAUGAAGAGGCCGAACUCAACGCUUCCGGCAGAUUCGCGGAGCUCUCAAAGGAGCAGGAGGAAUGGGAGCGCGAUCACCCAUCACUUGGAAUGCAUGGCCGCACGGCCAGUGGCUACUCUGGAACACCUUUGAUGAAGGACUUCCCCACUAGGGGUUCCCAGGAAGGGCGGGCCUCAAUGUUCACGUUGGUUGGCGGGCGUGGUCGCUAUACAUCAGGAGUGUCUGAAUUCAUGGCUGCUUCUUCCCCUGACGAAGAUUCCAAGCGGGCUGCACGAGAUUCUCAAGCGCCUGGUGCCUUGCCUGCGCUUGACCUUGGUCUUGGGAUUCAACAGGAUGUCCCUUCUGGGUUCAUUACUGAUAACGAUCCUGACAGCAGUGACACGAAACACAGCGAUGUGAGGAAAGUUGGUAUCUCAUCGGAGUUGGAAGAUCUCGCACGCAAGGAGGAGCUUCUUGCCGAAAUUCAAACCAUCAGACGCUCAAUCGAUGCACUCAGAUCGGAUACGCCUGGCCUUGACUCGGACGACUCCCGCUCUCGUCGUAUCUCUUUGACCUCUCGCCGCACCCUCAGUUAUGAUCUUGAUAAUGCUAUUGCUCCACGUCCACACACUCGCCCACCCAGACAACCAGAUCCACGUGGUCGUGUACAAUCCAUGGAACUUUCCAAGCUUAUUGACACGCCUCCGCUUGGUGCAUCCAUUGGCCGUCCUACAAGCGUUCCUCUGCGCGAUGAUGACUGGGACUCAUAUGUUCGUGACCGUAAGCUCCUACAACCACCAGCCGGGGUAACUGCACCCAUCCCAACAAGCCGUAUGUCCACGACGGGAUCACUAUCUGCACAACAACGCCUACCUGUCCCGCCAGCUGUCACUGAAGCCCUCUCCCAAAGGAAACGCCGGGAGAGUUUGUUGGACCCUGGCGUUGGUCCAGACACAAGCGCGAAAGAUACGUCGGAUGAGGAUGCGCCUAUUGCCACGCUUGCAACAGCCCGCGCUCAUACGAGGAAGCCCAAACCAUACUUCAACGGCAUGGUCCCAUCUGUAUUAACACCCUCGCAGCCUCCUGCAGUUGCACCGCCUUCCCAGCGUUAUCCUCCUGUCAUCUUCACCAGGAAUGCGCCAUCGUCGCCUGAGCCCGAGCGAAGCAACAUUCCGAUCGUCCUCCCUCCCACUCGACCACUGAAGGCUGCAGUUGUUGAGCCCUCCAGCAAUAUUCCUGUCAUUAUUCCUCGCGGACAAAGCGCAAUCAUCGCAGCGCCAGUUGCCAAGAGGCCAGAACCUCAGCGUGUCGCGACGUUUGAGGAAAUGGAGGAACGACAUAGGGAGAAGAUGCGGGGUCUUCAAGCUCCCAUCACGGAGGCCGAGAAACAAAAUGCGGAGGUCGUAGCUGCCAAGCGCCGCUGGGAGCGCUCAAACGCAGCGGAGCGGGAAGCAGUGAACAGACGGCAAGCUGAGAAGGCCGCAGAGCUCGCACGAGAAGAGAAGGAGAAGUUGCGGCGUAAGUCAGAGGACGGGCUUGGCAGGACGGGAGAGGACGACAAGAACCCAGAACGUCGACCCAAGGGAAUAAACGCUGACAAACUCGCUGCGAUUGGUGGUGUCAACAACCCAUCAUCAUCGAAACGCCAAUCGGUACUGAGAGUGGAGGAUUGGCAGCGGCAUCAGCAGGAUGCGGAGCUUGGAGUUCGCCCUGAACGCUCCACUGGUGCCAAGCGAGAGUCUCGUACGAUGAAGACUGAGGCCAACGCAACUGUCCCAUUCCCUGGACAAAGUCGCCCUCGAGACUUAGCGAUGGACAGACGCCGCUCUGCUGGGGUCCCUCGCGACCCUCCAAGUUGA